Molecule: messenger RNA, 1161 nt
Organism: Marasmius oreades (fairy-ring Marasmius)
Lineage: Eukaryota; Fungi; Basidiomycota; Agaricomycetes; Agaricales; Marasmiaceae
Exons: 7
Coding region: 1-1161 (386 amino acids)
Molecular function (GO): protein binding
Source: RefSeq, a predicted model, not a curated record
AUGCCUCCAAAACCCACGGCGGAGAACCCACCGGAACCAGAACAAGAUUUACCCCAGCAGAUGUCAUUCUUCUGGCUGGUGGUGCCUCUUCUAGUGGCCUUAUUCUACGCCUGGUAUCUACAACAAAAUGAUGCUAUGCCAGCGGUCUUGUCGAAGUUAUUCAGGAGUGGUGAAGAAUCCGACUUAUACGACCUUCGAAUACUUACGGACCGAACGAUAUUUGAUGUGGUGGAUUUGAAGGGCAAAGGAAAAGGCCUGAUCGCUAUUCGUGAUAUCAAACAAGGAGAGCUAGUCAUCCAGGAAAAGCCCAUUCUUACCGCUCCCGACGGUGACAUUGCAGAAGUUCUCCUGAAUCCCAUCCUCCAGAAUCUUACCUCGGCCCAGACCAAGGCUCUCUUAUCGCUGUCUUACACACACCUGAAGACUGAGAAGGACGAAACUGUGAACGUCAAUGCGAAGAAUUUAACCCCCCGUGCACGCUAUCUUCUGGCCGAGGGUAUCAUCACCAACAACGCCGUUGGGAUUAAUCUUAACGGUCAACACUCUCUCGGUGUGUUCCCUCGUAUGGCAAGAUUGAACCAUGCCUGUGCAUCAGGGUACAACCUCGCCUACGCAUGGAGGGAUGAUGAAGGGGAGUUGAGGAUUUACGCGUUGAAGGACAUCAAAGAGGGAGAAGAGCUCUUGAUCUCAUACAUCGACAGUAGGCGGCCGAGGAAGGAAAGAAUUGAGAAGUUGGAGAAGACUUACGGAUUCACCUGCACAUGCCCUAUAUGCUCGUUACCACCUGAAGAAUCGGAGAAGAGCGACGAAUUACUGCCUCAGUUUACGCUAUUCUACACUGACUUUGCGCAGUGGUACAAAGGAUCGAUCACUGGCAAGGAAGCCAUACAGCAUAUACGUAAAAUUUGGCAAUUGACGGUCGAUACCGGAUACGUUCGUGAGAGAGGCAGGUGGGCACAAGAAGCGGCAUAUGUCGCCACCGUACACGGGGAUGAAACAUCUGCACGGCAAUGGCUCAGGUUGGCUAUCGAGUGGAUGGGGAUUGAGACCGGAAUUGAUUCUGUGAAAACGACCAACCUUCAAUUCACCUUAGAUAACCUCCAAGAGCAUCCUGAGCUCGCGAGCAGAGAAGUUAUGGAUGUGGGUGGACCGAUCUUAUGA